AGCACCAUACAAUACCACUAGCAGUCCCAGGAUACCUCGCAGCACACGGCACCAGUGAUCGCCUCGCCCCGCCUCGCGAGCCGAGCCUUCCGCUGCGCACGGAAUACCUUGCUCCACGCGGCACGAGUGAUCGCCUCGCCAGCCGUCGGCGUCCCAGUGCGUUCCGCCCGCCAUGCAUCCGCGCGCGUCGUUGUCGAGCGACGCUCGCGAGCGAGCGACGUCCACCAGCCGACUCGACGCCUCCGCGUCGCUCCGCGCCCUCGCGUCGUCAUCCGCAGCAGCCGCACCCGAUGCCACGCGCGCUGCCAUGGGGAGCGGUGCGGGCGCCAGCAGCACGGGCACCGCCAGCAUGGGCGCGCCCAGCAGAAGCGGCAGCGCGGGGAGCCUCGUCGGGGGAUCCGCCGCCCGCUCCCGAUUCGCGGGUCGGCGGCGGCAGCCGGCGAGCUCCCGGGGCGGCUGGCAGUUCUUCGGGUCGCGGCACCGGCGCGUGCUGCUGCUCUUCGUCGCCGCGAUCGCCGGCCUCGCCGCGAUGAACGUGCUGCUGCUCCGCUCGCCCAACUCGAUAAGAGCCGCCGAUCUCCGUUAUCGCAAUAACGAGGAUUUGAGCGCCGAGAGCGAACCUCGCGGGAGCAGCGACGAGGUGGACGACGAAGGCGCGGAUAACGAGGAGAGCGAUAGCGAGGACAGGCGAAACGGCGACUCCUCGUGGUCGUGGCUGUGGCGGAGCGUGCUUGGCGGGAAGCGCGGCGGGCAGCGGCGCGCGCGCGAGCUAAAGGCGUUCAACAACUCGGACCCGGAGCCCGAUGCGGGCAUCAGCGGCGCGGACGAGCAGUUCAUCGACGCCACGCUGCCCGUCCACGGCGCGCAGGGGCUCGCCGCGCGCAAGGGGGGGAAUGCGGGCGCAGCGGUGGGCGCAGGCGGGGCGGGCGCGGGGGGAGGCGGGGCGCGCGUGCGGCUGGAGGACGUGCUGCGGUUUAACGUGAUGGGCGCGGGCAGGCGGUGGGACCGACGCGUGGGGUGCUCCAAGUUCCGAGCGAAGCACAACGCCAGCGUGCAUGCUUGGCGGCCGUCUGACUGGCACCCACCGUCGCCCAGUCUGCAGGCGACCAUCAACCCCGCGCACUGCUCGAACCUCAAGCUGCCACACGUCACCGUGCGGGUGGCGAACAGCACGUGGCUGCAGGACACGAUCAUCGAGGGCAUGCAUGCGUGCCACCCUUGCCCGCUCUCCUGUGCCUUCACGCGUGCGCGCCCCCUGGCCACGCACCCCGACGCACUGCUCUUCGAGGGCGUGCUGCCGCCCAACCCCUCCAAGCCCGGCCACCCCCUCCACGUCUACAUGAACCUCGAGGCCGACCCCUGGGGUGAGGGGGGAGGGGGCACGGCUGGGGAGGGAGGAAAUGUGAAAGAGGGGGAGAAGGGAAAGGAGGGCAAGGAGGGGAGUGGGGGUGAGGGGGCGGGUGCGAGGGCGGCGGUGGACGUGUGGGUGGGGUACAGUGCGAAUGCGACGGUGCAGGCGACGUAUGCGGGGCACCUGUUCCACUGGGACCGCCAGCGCUACAUCGCAGACAACAAGCGCACCGACGUGCCAGUGUUCCAUGCGGUGUCCAGCUUCGUGCCAUGGCGCGAUGCCGUGGUGAAGGCGCUCAUGAAGCAAUUGCCCCUGCACUCAUUCGGCUCGUGCCGCAACAACAUGGCGGAGCACGGCGCCGAGCUGCAGCUCUACCCGCACUGCGCACACACGUACGGCGCGGGGGAGCGGUGGCACCACCACACGCACUGCGUGCAGUCGCACUACCUCUUCGCCCUCGCCGUCGAGAACACCCGCGCGCCGGGCUACGUCACUGAGAAGUUCUUCUACCCGCUGGAAGCAGGAACCGUGCCCAUCUACAUAGGCGCGCCCGACAUAGCGGCGUUCGCCCCCCCGGACUCGUACAUCGAUGCGUCGGGGCUGUCCCCAGCGGAGGUGGGCGCGCUGGUGAAGCGCAUCGCCGCCGACCCCCUGGAGUACAUGGGGUACCAUGCCUGGCGCAGGUGCGGUGUGUUAGGCAACUACUCGCGUGCGCGCCAAGUGUCCCUGGACUCGCUGCCAUGCCGCCUGUGCGAGCAGGUCAGCCGCAUGGGCGGUACACAGUACCCACGGCCGUGAUGCCACCCUGCAUGGCGUGUGUGGCGCUGCUGGGCGUGCUGGUGCACGCACACCAAUAUUAAGCACUGCUGGGCCUGCAGGUCUCACGGCAGGUGCUUUCAGGAGGCAUGUGUUCAAACCAAGGCUUGUGGAGUGUCAAGCAGUGUUAAUGUACGGUAGUAAGUUUUUGAAGUGUCAGGCUGGGAAACACAAGUGGAAAAAGGCAAUAUUUGUCAAC
Messenger RNA from Closterium sp. NIES-67, 2366 nucleotides. NCBI's taxonomy places the organism in Eukaryota, Viridiplantae, Streptophyta, Zygnematophyceae, Desmidiales, Closteriaceae. The record is from the annotation of a GenBank genome assembly.